Messenger RNA from Anolis carolinensis (green anole), 9520 nucleotides. Its product is annotated as zinc finger MYM-type protein 5. The record is from RefSeq and is a predicted model, not a curated record. The transcript has 6 exons. NCBI's taxonomy places the organism in Eukaryota, Metazoa, Chordata, Lepidosauria, Squamata, Anolidae. Bases 295 to 2865 code for a protein of 856 amino acids.
UUGGCAUGCAGGGAUAAACUGGCCCCGCCCGGAUGGGGGAAAAAAAACACAUCCGAAGCUCGCCCAAGGAUCACGUGAUGGGCUGGUUUUAUUUUUGAGGUUCCCGCCUCCUGCUCGCCCGCGUUUUUUCUUUCUUUCUUUUCUCCUUCACCGCGUGGCAGCGGCCGCUGGCUUUCAGAGGAGCCGUUGGAGAGCGCGAGGGCUCUUAUUGGCGGAGCCUUGAAUGCAGGUACAGCUACAUUUCUGCAGCUUCCUUCGGUCUUGCUUCAUAAAUACCACGAAUCUACAGCAGCUAUGUCUGAUGGCAGGAAACACCUUUCUGGUGCAGCAAAAAGGAAAAGGGAAUUAAAGGCAGCUUACUCAUCUAAGUCAAAACGUGCUCUUAUGGAUUUUAUAACAGUAGAUACUACAGGUGAAUCUUCUGUAGACACUGAAAUGUGUGUAGGUGCUGGCUGUGAAGAAGUAACUGUUCUCCUAAAUAGUCAGACUACAGAUGAGCCAACAGUUACUGCAUCCACAUCUCAAACAGAAGUUAAGAUGCACAUAUCUGAAGAUUACAAAUCAGAUGUAACUAUGGUGGACGAGCUGGUCAUGACUGCCACUGAGUAUAGUCCAUCCAUUUUAGACGAUCCAGGUCUGUGGGUGGAUGUUAAUAGUGAUAUGAGAGAUUUUCUUGUACUGAAUGGUCCACAGCAAGUGAAAAUAUUCAGUUUUCCAAAAGAUUCUGUAAAGAGAAGCUUCCAUCGUAUGUAUUACUGGCGUGAACUACCUAAUGGGGACAAGUUGGAACGACCAUGGCUUAUGUAUUCAAAGACUCAGAAUGCUGCAUUCUGUUUUUGCUGCAAACUGUUCCAGCCCAAUACUUUAUUUGCAUUAUGUUCUAAUGGAACAAAGGAUUGGAGAAACUUGGCUAGAAAUUUAUCAAGCCAUGAAAAGACACCUUAUCACCAGAAAGCAUUUUGUAGCUGGAAAGAGCUUGAGGCACGGCUAAAAUUGAAGGUAAACAUAGAUGAUAAAGAUCAAGAAAAGAUGGCAUCUGAGACCCAUCACUGGCAAAAUGUUAUGAAGAGGCUCAUUGGCAUUGUGAAACUGCUUGCUGCUCAAAAUCUGUCAUUAUAUGGAACUUCAGAUCAGCUCUUUGUGCCAGAUAAUGGUAAUUUCCUUAAAAUUGUGGAGUUGAUGGGAGAGUUUGACUCUGUACUUAAAGAGCAUUUAAGAAGAGUAACCACCAAAGAGAUCCACAGCCAUUAUCUGGGGAAAACAACUCAAAAUGAGAUCAUACAGUUACUGGCAACAGAAGUAAAACAAAAGAUUUUGACACUUCUAAAGUCUGCAAAAUAUUACUCUAUCAUUUUGGAUUGCACCGUUGGCAACAGCCAUGUUGAACAAAUGAUUUUAAUGGUGCGUUUUGUAACUGCAAUAGAAGCAACUGCAAAUGUUGCUGCAGUGGUGAACAUCCGGGAACAUUUCUUAGAAUUUAUUGAUGUAGAUGAUACUAAAGGAUGUAGUAUGGCAAAUGUGCUCCUUAAAAGGCUGGAAGAAAUGGGUAUUGCAAUCGUAGAUAUGAGAGGACAGAGUUAUGAUAAUGGAGCCAACAUGAAAGGGAAGAACAGUGGGGUGCAAACAUGGCUGCAGGAGUUAAGCCCCUGUGCCUUCUUUGUCCCAUGCAGUUCCCAUUCAUUGAACAUAGUAGUCACAGAUGCAGCAUCUAAUUUUAGUGAAGCUGUUGAAUUUUUCAAUUCAGUCAAAAGUAUCUAUGGUUUUUUCUCUGUAUCAGCACGUCGAUGGGAAGUUCUUAAGCAGUAUCUGGGAACUUUCAAUCUUACUCCAAAAUCUCUGAGUUCUGCAAGGUGGGAAAGUUCUUUAGAGGCAAUAAAGGUUAUAAGACAUCGGAUUGGAGAAGUAUAUGAUGCUAUAAAUGCAGUUAUGGAGGAUGGUGCUUUGACAAAAGCUGCUCAUAGCAAAACACAGGUAGAGGGUGAGAGAGUAGCAGGUAAUAUAUGCAGCUUCAAGUUUCUGUGUUGUCUAGUUUUGUGGCAUGACAUAUUGUUAGAAAUAAAUGUUGUGAAUGAGAAACUGCAAGAAGUGAACCUAGAUAUUAUUGGAGUAGUAAAACAACUUGACAAAACAAAGUUAUAUCUCCAGUGUUAUUGGUCAGAUGAAGGAUUUGAAAAUAUUCUGAAAAGUGCACAGAAAUUAGCGGAAGAGCUUGAUAUUGAUGUUGAUUUUCCACCUGUACAAGAACUUAGAUCUCGCCAUAUUACAGAUUUUCAUUUUGAAGGAAGAGAUCUAAUCAGAGACCCCAAACAAUACUUCAGAGUUAAAUUUUUUAACCAAGUCCUAGCCUGUGCUAUCCAGUCAGUUGAAGAAUGUUUCUUGCAACUCAAGGAACACAGUAAUAUAUUUGGGAUGCUAUAUGAUAUAAAAUGUCUUAAUGAAAUUACACCUGAGGAUCUUCGACAGCAGUGUGGGGCUCUAGAAAAAGUGCUAACUCAUGGCAAAUUGCGUGACAUUGAUGGAAAUGAUUUACAUGAUGAACUGAAAGCACUCUCCAAAUAUGUUCCUGUAGGCUCAACUCCAAAGGAUGUUUUGGAAUAUAUUUGUGCAAAAAGAAUAGUCACCUUAUUUCCAAAUACUUUUAUUGCUCUACGUAUACUUCUAACACUUCCUAUAACAGUUGCCAGCAGAGGCCAUUGUUUGUCCAAGCUGAAGUUGAUAAAAACACAUUUGUACUCUACAAUGAUGCAGGACAGAAUAGAGGGACUUGCAAUUGUAGCAAUUGAACAUGAACUGGCUGAAAUUAUUGACCUUAAAGAAGCCGUUCAUAUAUUUGCAACUAAGAAGGCACAGAGAUCACCAUUUUGAUUAUUCUGCCUUGAAUCCAAUGCCAGGAGAAAGGGCAUUAAAUAAACAAAUACAUUCUUCAUAUGGGGUGAAGUAAAGAAGAAAUUCAUAUAUUUGCAACAGAAGAUGGCUAUUUGAUAUUUUUAAUGGGAACAAUUUCUUAUCAGUGCUGACUAGAAGGGUUUAUUGUUUGGAAGCUGUCAAGUUAGUUAAUGACUUUGAAGACCCAGGCUGAGUCCCAACACUUUUCUCUUGGUGAGUGCAGAAGCACAUUCAUGAAACAUGUGGACAUUUGAGAAACUUACAACAGCCAUAACACAUCUUUCUUGUACUCUCCUCAUACUCCUAAAGAGUCUCCAGAUCACUGUUCUCUUACCCGGGAUGAGUCUUGUCACAUCAGUCCUCUGAAACCCAGACCGGAACAAUCGUGGUUUCAUCUUGCCUUUACAAUAGAGAUCAGGUGAAUGCUUGGAUCGUGUGUCUUCCUGAAUUUGAGGCCUUACAACAUUUUCUGUUUGCAGCCAUGAAAGUACUGCUUUUGGAGUAUGAGAAUAUGGCAGGAUUAAAGAUAUAUGAGGCAGACGUGGAUCCUUUAAGACUGCUGCCUUCCUUGCAAAAUCCUUGGGCUGAACCAUAUAAAAAUAUUGCUAGUCCCAAGUCAAUUAGAACAACUGAUCUGAUGGAAAUUUGGUAAGGCAGCUCAUAUUCCAUUGAUUCAGUGUGUCUGCUCUAAUUACAACUGAAUUGGAUUUAUGUCUGACUUUAGAUUUAGUAUGCUUGAACUUAAAAGCCACUUUUAUUAGUUUAUAUAUAUAUAUAUAUAUAUAUAUAUCAAGGUAAUUUGCAAUCUUUUGUGCAAAUUGAGAAACAUUUAUGCUAAAUUACACAGUAUGGAUGUAGCAAGAAUCAACUUUGAAUCACAGUCUAUAGGAUAGUCAUGGGCAAACUUCGGCCCUCCAGGUGUUUGGACUCCCACAUUUCCUAACAACUGGUAAGCUGGCUGGGAUUUCUGGGAGUUGAAGUUCAAAACACCUGGAGGGCCGAAGUUUGCCCAUGUCUGAAUAGGAGGUCAUACUUGAACAUUUCUGGGUGAAAGUGACCCUUUAUUAUGCUUUUUACACUUAAUCCAAAUGCUGUCAGAUUUUACCCUGUUUUAAAGUAAGAGAUGAUUCGAAUAAUAGCACAGCAAUCAAAACAUCUUCUUCAAGUACUUUUGUUCUUAAACUCAGUUUAGCAUGUGCUUCUGACAGUGAAAUCCUAAAAUAGAAGCAAGUACAUUUAAUAGUUAAUUUUAAAUCAGAUUGGCAAACUUCAGCUGUCUAGUUUCCUUAGGAACUGAAAGUGCCUGUUGCUAAGGAAUCUUAAGUGAUCUUUACACAACAUCGCCACCAUGUUGACAUGCAUGAGAGAAAUUUAUACUAUAUAGUUAAGAAAAUAUUGUCCAAUUACUUAUGCAAAGGUCAUACAUGCCUUUGCACAUAGUGUAGGGUAGCAGAGGUCAGAACUUCCUGUACUUUAUUUCUAGCACACAAGGAAAAUGUUUAUAGAGAAACAACUGAAAUCUUCUAACUUCUCAAAGAUUAAAAAAGACUAAUACGCUUCAGUUGACUCCAUCUGCGUAAUCAUUAGAUAUAUCUAAUGAAUGAUCAGGAAUCCACAAAAUCAUUGCAAUUAUAUGCCAAACAGAAUAUAUAAGUUACCAUAAUGCUCUUUAUGGUUUUCUAUAAUAAUAAUAAUAAUAAUAAUAAUAAUAAUAAUAAUAAUAAUAAUUAAUAAUAAUAAUAAUAAUAACAACAACAACAACAACAACAACUUAAUUUUUAUACCCCGCCUCCAUCUCCCCCAAAGGGGACUCAGGGCAGCUUACAUAGGGACAAGCCCAGAGAAAACAAUAAUAAUAUAAAAUGCAUCAUUAAACAAAAAACAUACACAAUUAUAAAAUUUAAACAUUAACCUAAAAGAUAAAUAACAAACUUAAUAAAACAUGGAUUAAAAACGACAAGGUUGUAAAAAAUAGACUGGGUAAAGUGUACUGAGUAAAAGUUGUAAAUAUGAAAUAACUGAUAACGUGCUGCAAAUUCGUGGGAGAGCGAUUUGGGAUGGGAGGAACCCUGAGUUUAUGUCAAGUUAAACAGGAAAAAAAGGUACAACCGGUGGAAAAAUGGUCACGGAUCCAUGAUUGUUAUGGGGAUGGGCGAUCUUUAUCCAAAAGCCUGUGUGAAGAGCUCUUUCUGAAAGCUACCAGAGUGGGGGCUUGUCUAAUUUCCCUGGGGAGCGUGUUCCAGAGCCGGGAGGCCACCACGGAGAAGGCCCUCUCUCUCGUCCCCACCAACCGCGCUUGUGACGGAGGCGGGAGAGAGAGGAGGGCCUCCCCUGACGAACGAAGAGAUCGUGUAGGCUCAUAGGGGGAAAUGCGGGGAAUAAACGAAUGUGGGUACCCCCACCAUUUGUCCAUCAAAACCAUGUGAUACUUAACAUGUAAUUGAAAUCUUACAAGAUAUUAAGUGCUGUAGCUGAGAGGUUUGAUCCAAUAAUGGGAAAUGCUCUGACUCUGCGACUUGCUAAAUAGUAGCCAUGAAUCAAACUUUCUGCUUCUGGAGAGAGUUCCACAUGCAAGUUCCUUGAAAAAGCAAGGAACUGAAACAACAGAAUAAAAUUAGAAUAUAGAACAAAUACAUGUAUUUUAAUUGUACAGUAUUCUUGCUUAAUUUUUUAGUAUUGUUUCUUCUCUUUGCUUUAGAUUAGACCUGCAUCAUUCCUUUCCCUUGUACUUUGUCAAACCGCUUUCCCUCUUCUCCACUUGCCUUAUUUUACAUUUAGUUUACUGAAAGGCAAGAAUAGGUUUGUUUUUCACAAACCAAUUAUACAGAAUAGUGACUGCACAUUUUCAUCCAUAUCAGUUACCAGAAAGAAUUUGAAAACUAAAACUUUGAAUACAAGCCAUCCAAUAAUCCAAAUGGACACCAGGUGGCAUGCCUCAAAUCAGCAAAACCCAUCUAACCCAAAAAACUUGGCAAUCCUCCUCCUAAGACCCAAUGAGACUGUGGUGUGGGCCUGUGAAGUUGUCUACACCUGAACUACAUUUAAGAAAACAUUUAUGGAAAGAUGAAUAAUAUGUCCAGUUAUGUCGGAAAUGCUUUUCCCAUUACAGAGUAAUUUUAAAAUCUCAACAAAUAUUACGACAUCUACAUAAUAAUAAUUUCAAAAUGUGGUGUACUGUCUUUCAAUCAAAAGAUCUCCAAGAUAGGCUACAAUUGGUUGUAGUAGUUUGUUAGUAGUGAAGGAAGAUAGACACUUUUGAACUGUGGUGUUGGAGGAAAAUUCUGAGAGUGCCUUGGACCGCAAGAAGAUCCAACCAGUCCACACUCCAGGAAAGAAAGCCUGACUGCUCACUGGAGGGAAGGAUAUUAGAGCCAAAGAUGAAGUACUUUGGCCACAUAAGGAGAAGACAGGAAAGCUUAGAGAAGAGAAUGAUGCAGGGGAAAAUGGAAGGAGCUGGGGAUGGCGAUGGUCGACAGGAAGCUCUGGCGUGGGCUGGUCCAUGAGGUCAUGAAGAGUUGAAAGCGACUGAACGAAUAAACAACAACAAGUUUGUACUUUGGUCUCCUUACUAUGUGGUUCUUCCUGGGAGACAGACAGGAGUGUAGCCUCCCAAUGAUCAUUGAGGCUAUGGCUGAUGUUAUGGGCCACAACAGGUCUCACUUGUAUAAAUGGUUAUGCUUUUAUGUUAAGCCACUUUGAGUCCCCUUUGGGGGAGAUAAAGCAGGGUAUAAAUAUAAUAACAAUAAUACCUCACAACCUCUGAGAACGCCUGCCAUAGAUGUGGGCGAAACAUCAGGAGAGAAUACUUCUGGAACAUGGUCACACAGCCCGAAAGACAUACAACAACCCUGUGAUCCCGGCCAUGAAAGCCUUCGACAACACAAUAAUAUCUUUAUCAUCAUCAUCAAGGUACCUGGUAGUUGGAGGUAGUGUUUUCAAUUGCUUAGAAGGUAGGUGCAAGUUCCUUACAUUUGAAAUUAUAGGCUGCUGGACAUAUGGGGAACAAUAAUGUUAGCUUGGAGAAGAGAAGGUUGGGAGAGGACAUGAUAGCCAUGGUUAAAUAUUUGAAAGGAUGUCACAUCGAGGAGGGGGCAAACUUGUUUUCUAUGUCUCCAAAGUCUAAGACACAGAGCAACAGAUUCAAAAUAUAGGAAAAGCAAUUCCACCUAAAUUGGUUAGAACCUCCUAAUGGUAAAUGCUGUUUGACACUGGAAUAUGCUGUCUCGGAGCGUGGUGAAGUCUCUUGAUGGGGGUUAGACUGGAUGGCCCCUGUAGUCUCUUUCAACUCUAUGAUUCUGUAAGCCAAGAUUGUUGAUUAUGGUAUAUUCACAAUAUACCAUAAUUCACUGUACUUCUUCAGUCCCUGUUUAUGGAUACGUAUUGAGACUUUGAAAAGUUUCCCUUAGCUACUCAGUUUUAUAUGUGUUUUCGAUUAUGCUUUAUUUUUUCCACUCAGAUUGUAAGUAAGAGAUGUAUUCCACAUAAUUUCAAAAGAAACGGAUCUCAUCCUUCUUUGGGACAGCAGAGACCCAAGUCUUCUUAACUGAAUAAAUUAUAAAAGGAAAAAAUGAUACUUUACAUCUUGUUCAGUCAAAAUAAACUAGGUUCCAUCUGAAACAGGAGUGAGAUUAAAAUAAUAAAAUAUUCAGGAACAUCACAUCAUACAACUGCUGGAACCAUUAUCAAACAGUUUUUAUUUUGCUAUAAUUGCUAAUGUUAAUUACCUCCUCAUAAUCUUGUGUUGUAAACUGUUGCAGCAUAUUGUAAUCUGCUUCUGGUUGAAGAGCUUUUUUAAAAAUGAAAUUUGUAAUAGGAAGAACUGGAUUGCAAAAUGGUGCUUCAUUGCAGUGUAUCAAAAGUCCAAAAGCAUCAACAAGGUUAGCUGAAAUAAAGUUCAAGUCCUAAUCAAAACAAAAACAAAAGUAAUAUUUUGGAAUAGAAUGUCGCCAUAUGAUAACAAUGAAAAUGCCAUUUGUUUUAUAGUGAGAGAUGUCUGAAAAAUGUGGUAAAUUUCCAUUUUUUCCUUAGAGAAGCUCAUCUUUUUAAAGUUUCAUUUAGGAUGUUAUCUGAUCAAUUUAAUAGGCACUUCAAGGAAUAGGUUGCUUGUAUUCACUUAGAACUUGGUCUUCCAGGUGAAAAAUAAAUUGCCUCAGAUACGUACCACAAUUGCCCAACCUCUUUCAGAAAAUAUCUACAGAUCAAUAAUUUGCAGAUAUAUGCAGAUAAAUAUCUGCAUCAAAUUGUGCCUUUUUUGUAAGGCCGCUCUGAGUCCCCUACAGGGUGAGAAGGGCAGGAUAUAAAUAUGGUAAAUAAAUAAAUAAAAUAAUUUCAUUUGAAAAGGUAUUAAUAUGGUACAAUAAUACAUCAAAGUAUAGUACUCACCAUCUGACCAAUUAGAAGAGUAUCCCUUUGAAUGUGCUUUUUGGAUGAAGAAAAAUCCACAUCAAUAAAUGACCAAAAACUGGUAUUAAUUGGAAGAGUAACUUGCUGAUCAGUUUCUUCACCAUACUUUUUUCCAGAAAUAUAUAUGGUAGUUGUUCUGUUCUCUAGCACUUGAACCAAUUGAGAACAAACACUUAGAAUAAUGUAAACUAUGUAACGUACUUUUUCUUAGAUAAAGUUCACAUAAUGUAUUUUCAAAUUGCCAUGCUCCUGCAGUUUAAGGUUAUCUGCUAUUGUUUGAUCCAAACAUGACCUAUCUAUUUUUACAAAUAACCUCACUGGCCUGAGGUUAGGGAAACUUUUAAUUAUACCUCUUGUAAGUAUUAAUUGUUUUACAGUAUAUGACAUGUUUAAAUUGGAUUAUUCUUUAAUUAGUACAUGAUGUUUUAGUUGAUUAUGUAUUUGUGUUUCACAUGUAUUGGUAUUUUUAAAUGUUGUAUGCCGCUUUGAAUCCCACCCAUGGGAGAAAUGUGUGAUAGAAAUGAAUAAAUAAUAAUAAUAUCUCCAGAAACCUCAGCUUAGGAAGAUACUAGGUUAAUCAUUUCACUGACUUCCUUGGCAAUCUCUAACCUAUUCAUUUUUUUCUUUUGAAAUCUUAGUUUUAUUAAUACAUAGUAGCACAUGUAAAUUAAGGAGUAACCCAAGAAGCAGACCAAAAAACUGGACAAAUAAUAUCUUACACUGGUGCUCCUUAAGUUAUCUGAUGUUGGGGACUGGAAGAGGUUUCUCCCAAUGUGUCAGAGAUUUUCACGCAUUGGAUCCAGCUGUUUCUUUCCUGGAAACCUGUUGUGGAUUUCCACUGGUCCAGUAAAUCAACACUUUGAGUAGCACACUCUUACCACACUUAUAGUCAAUAUAUUAAAUUUUUAAAGGAAAAAAAAAUAAAAUUUCUAUUUAAUGUUUACUUGUCCAGUCCAACUUACCCUCACUGCACAGAUUGGUCUACAUAAUUAAAUCAGAUAACCUGCAUGUUUUGUAGAAAAUUAUGAUCUAUUGUAAUAACAAAUACAAUAAAUGAAUAAAAGGAAAUGGUAUUUUUUAAAAUAGUAUAAAAUAGAAACCUCUCAAUCCUUCUUUUUUAUUUAUUUGGACACAUGUGCAACCAUCACAGUUUGAUUCCAAUGAAAUAACAAUAAAGUAUGCAUGAAUAUACUUUUGCAGAAUUGUACAAAAUAAACUUUUGAAAAUGUCA